AAUGAAGACAAUUAUUAUUCAGAUUCUACUGUUUUGUCUCUCUCUUCACUCUUCUGAUGCUACACUUUCCCCAUUUAUCUGUCCCGUUGAUGACCAACAAAGACCUAUAAAUGGUGUGUUUAAGGAUAGCAUUUUAUGUGAUACUUAUCAUCAUUGCAUAAAUGGAACUGCAUUUCUAAGGAAAUGUCCUCCUGGACAGCAUUUUAAAAUUAUAUUAUCAGACUGUAGCUUUUCUGCCUGUGUUGAUCCAGAAUUAUCAGAUUGUUCAGAGACUCUAAAGGCAUCACUACCUUCUCAAAAAAUACGUCAAUGUGAGACAGGUGAAAAAAAUUCGAAUAAUGGUGAACAAUGUUUUACUAGAGUAAGCGAAUGUAGUUCUAAUAGCAAUGAAACAGUUCCAAGUUUUCUUGAUUGUAGAAUUUACUAUCACUGUAGAAAUGGUGUUUCCUGGCCACAGCAAUGUCCUGAUGGCUAUUAUUAUUCACUAAAUGUUAAUACUAGAGAAUGUAAAGCUGAAAUGUGUGUACCAUUUGAGGUUGCCAGAUGUCCAUUGGCAGGUGGUUGGUCUGCAUGGUCACAAUGGGGUGACUGUGAACCAGAGUGUGGUGGUUUUGGAAUUGAAACAAGAAGAAGGGAAUGUAACAAUCCUCCUCCUCAGAAUGGAGGAGCUGAAUGUCCUGGUGUUCCGAUAGAAAUAAGAGAAUGCAAACCACCUGAUUGUUCAGGGUCUACAAGCCCAGCAUUUAUGCUUUCUUUACAGGAAAAUACAAAUGUAAAUAACGGAAAAAUUCCAUGGAGUUCUAUUGAUGUGAAUGAUGACAAUCUAUAUAAUAGCAAUAAAAAGGAAGUAGAGAUUAAAAAGCCUGGAAUGUAUUUUUUCUCUAUGACAGCAACAACUCUAACAAAUACUUGGAUGUCCCUAGAAAACACUGGAAUUAACAUAGGUCUGUCAAAAGAGAUACAUUUUAGUGACAGACUACUCACUGAAACUAUUACAAGAAGUGGUUUAUUUUCCUUAAGCAGCUUAUUUAAACCAAGAGUUGUACACCUUCUAAAUGAUUCGAAUUUGAUAGGUAGCAAUGAUGGAAAGGAUACGUCCUGGUUGGGUUUUAGAUAUGAAAGCAAUAGUUUUGUUAGUGCUGCUCUUGGUGUAAAACAGAAUUCUCCAGGUUUUUUAUCUCUAAAUACCAUAUUUUUAAAUAGAGGUUUCACUAUUUCAAACAAUAACAAGAUUUUUACAUCUAGAGAAGCUGGUCUAUAUUAUAUUAAUUUUGGAAGUGGAAUUGAGGAAGGUAAUAGUGAACACAACAUCAUUCUUUCUGUUGCACGCUAUAUGGCAUCUUACACAAGAAUAUAUUCUAAACCUCCUGGCAUUGUAAAUCGGCAAUCAGCAUAUCCUUCAUCCAGAGGAUUUCUACAAGACUUACAUGAAAAUACUGUUUUACAAUUGUCAGCAAGUAAUCACGUGACAAGCUCUAAAUUGGAGACAUAUCUUCUUGCAUUUAAAAUAAAUAGCUCUUUUCCAGCUGUAUUUCUAGUUAAAAGUCAUCAGGGACAGAGUCAAUGUCGACCAAUAUUUGGAAUACAAGGAUUACAGUUUGAAAAUGUACUGGUGGAUACGUUGAAUUCAUGGAAUACUACAGGAUAUUUUACAGCCCCCAUAGACGCAGCCUAUUUUGUAGAAGUUAACUUGGUAGCUAUAAGAACAACAGAACUUAUUGUUGAAGUAAAUGAUCAAGUAGCUUUCAAGUUGAAACAUGUAAUGAAACAUUCAGGUGAAGCGGAAUUAUCAACCAGAACAGCUUUAUUAAGGUUAAAGGAAGGAGAUAUUUGCAAAAUAAAGUAUAGAGGUUGUCUAGAACAUAUGACUAUGUCAAGUUCAUUCACUAUAUUUGCUAUUCAAAACUGA
Dimorphilus gyrociliatus is the source of this 1909-nucleotide messenger RNA. NCBI's taxonomy places the organism in Eukaryota, Metazoa, Annelida, Polychaeta, Dinophilidae. The record is from the annotation of a GenBank genome assembly.